Messenger RNA from Thlaspi arvense, 6147 nucleotides. Lineage: Eukaryota; Viridiplantae; Streptophyta; Magnoliopsida; Brassicales; Brassicaceae. The record is from the annotation of a GenBank genome assembly.
AUGGAAGCUAGCUCGAGUGGAACGGCGGAGUUGCCACGGUCUCUCUCACGGAGGACAGCUCCGUCGCGUGCGACCACUAUGAUGAUCGAUAGACCAAACGAAGAUGCAAGCGCCAUGGACAGCGAGCUUGUUCCUUCGUCCCUCGCUUCUAUUGCUCCCAUUCUUCGCGUUGCUAACGAAAUCGAGAAGGAUAAUCCUCGAGUCGCUUAUCUCUGUGGGUUUGAUUCUUUUUUCAUUUGCCGGUUUCAUGCUUUUGAGAAGGCUCAUAGGAUGGAUGCUACAUCUAGUGGGCGAGGUGUUCGUCAGUUUAAGACCUAUCUGCUACAUAGACUGGAGAAGGAAGAAGAGGAAACAAAGCCUCAGCUUGCCAAAAACGACCCUAGAGAGAUUCAGAAGUAUUACCAGAACUUCUAUCAGAAAUAUAUUAAAGAAGGAGAAACCUCAAGAAAACCGGAGGAGAUGGCCAGGCUUUAUCAAAUUGCCUCGGUACUGUAUGAUGUACUCAAGACUGUUGUACCCUCUCCAAAAGUGGAUUUUGAGACCCGUAGAUAUGCUGAAGAAGUGGAAAUGAAAAGGGAUAGAUAUGAGCACUACAACAUUCUUCCUUUAUAUGCCGUUGGGACUAAACCAGCGAUUGUUGAGCUUCCUGAGGUCAAGGCUGCGUUCAGUGCUGUUCGCAAUGUGCAUAAUCUUCCUCGGAGAAGAGUUCACUUGCCAUCUAAUGCCCCUGAUGAACUGCGCAAGGCUAGAACUAGGAGUUUCAGUGAUAUUCUUGAAUGGCUUGCUUCUGAAUUCGGGUUUCAGAGAGGGAACGUGGCAAAUCAGAGGGAGCACAUAAUACUUCUUCUUGCUAAUGCUGAUAUUAGAAACAGAACUGAUGAAGAAUAUGUUGAUUUGGAACCUAGCACAGUCACCGAGUUGAUGGACAAAACUUGUAAGAACUAUUACUCGUGGUGUAAGUAUUUGCACUGUAAGCCUAAUCUCAGGUUUCCAGAAGAAUGUGAUAAACAGCAGCUGCGUCUUAUCUAUAUAUCACUGUACCUUUUGAUAUGGGGUGAAGCCUCAAAUGUUAGGUUUAUGCCCGAAUGUAUCUGCUAUAUCUUUCACCAUAUGGCAAAUGACGUCUAUGGGAUUCUGUAUAGCAAUGUUGAAGCUGUAAGUGGUGAGACAUAUGAAACAGAAGAAAUUAUUGAUGAUGAAUCGUUUCUGAGAAACGUUAUAACUCCCAUCUAUCAAGUCAUACGCAAGGAAGCCAGAAGGAACAAUGGUGGCACAGCAAGCCAUUCACAAUGGAGAAACUACGACGAUUUGAAUGAAUACUUUUGGUCUAAAAAAUGCUUCAAGAUAGGAUGGCCUCUUGACCUUAAGGCAGACUUUUUCCUUAGCUCUGACGAGGUAACACCACAGAACGAGAGGCUGAAUCAAGUCACUUACGCAAAAAGAAAGCCUAAGACCAACUUUGUUGAAGUGCGCACAUUCUGGAACCUCUUCAGAGAUUUUGAUCGAAUGUGGAUAUUCUUUGUCAUGGCUUUUCAGGCUAUGGUAAUAGUUGGAUGGAAUGGCUCUGGAUCCCUGGGUGAUAUUUUUGAGAAGAAUGUCUUCAAAAAAGUGUUAACCAUUUUUAUUACAUCAGCGUAUCUGACUCUUUUACAAGCUGCACUGGACAUUAUCCUCAAUUUCAAUGCGUGGAAGAAUUUCAAGUUUUCUCAGAAACUGCGGUACAUUAUGAAAUUCGCAGUAGCGGCAAUGUGGGCGGUGCUUCUUCCAAUUGCUUACGCAAAGUCAGUGCAACGCCCUAGUGGAGUUGUAAAGUUCUUCAGCACUUGGACUGGUGACUGGAAGGACAAGUCUUUUUAUACAUACACUGUUUCACUCUACGUGUUACCAAACAUGCUCGCUGCUUUCUUGUUCCUCGUUCCACCAUUCCGGAGAAUCAUGGAGUGUUCAGACAUGCGCAUUGUCAAGCUCUUCAUGUGGUGGGCUCAGGCAAGUACCUUAAUCAUUAUCCUUCCAAAACUAUAUGUUGGAAGAGGUAUGCAUGAGGACAUGCUCUCUCUCUUCAAGUAUACCUUCUUCUGGAUUAUGCUACUGAUCAGCAAGCUUGCUUUCAACUAUUAUGUGGAGAUACUGCCCCUUAUAACGCCAACAAAGAUGAUAAUGAAUUUUCACAUUGAUAGAUACCAGUGGCAUGAGUUUUUUCCACAUGCAAGUAACAAUAUUGGAGUGGUGGUUGCUGUAUGGUCUCCAAUUGUACUGGUUUACCUGAUGGAUACUCAAAUAUGGUACGCCAUUUUUUCCACUCUGUUUGGAGGCAUACAUGGGGCCUUUAGUCAUUUGGGGGAAAUACGAACUCUUGGGAUGUUACGGUCUAGAUUUGAGUCAAUACCAAUUGCCUUCAGCCGCACCCUCAUGCCAUCAGAAGUUGCAAAAAGAAAACAUGCGGAUGACUAUGUGGACCAGAAAAACAUCACCAACUUCUCACAGGUGUGGAACGAGUUCAUUAUCUCUAUGAGAAGCGAGGAUAAGAUCAGUGACAGAGAUAGAGAUUUGCUGCUUGUACCAUCUUCUUCGUAUGAUGUAUCUGUCAUCCAGUGGCCACCUUUCUUGCUUGCUAGUAAGAUUCCCAUUGCUGUGGACAUGGCAAAAGAUUUCAGGGGAAAAGAGGAUGCUGAACUAUUCAGAAAGAUUAAGAGUGAUAUCUACAUGCAUUUUGCUGUUAUUGAGAGUUAUGAGACAUUGAAGAAAAUCAUUUCUGCUCUACUUGAAGAUGAAGCAGAUAGAAGGGCCAUGAAUCAGGUAUUUUCAGAAGUGGACAUGAGCAUACAGCAACAGACAUUUAUAUAUGAUUUCCGGAUGAGUGGCUUACCGCUACUUAGUGAUAAGCUGGAGAAGUUUCUAAGUAUAUUGUUAAGUGACUAUGAAGAUCAGGGAACAUACAAGUCUCAGUUAAUUAAUGUCUUCCAGGAUGUUAUCGAGAUUAUCACUCAAGAUCUCUUGGUUAAUGGCCAUGAAAUUCUUGAAAGGGCUCGUGUUCAUUCUCCUGACAUCAAGAAUGAGAAAAAGGAACAGAGGUUUGAGAAAAUUAAUAUACACCUCAUAGAAGAUAAAUGCUGGAGGGAGAAGGUUGUUCGGCUUCAUUUGCUCCUGUCGGUCAAAGAAUCUGCCAUAAAUGUUCCUCAAAACUUGGAAGCUCGCCGCCGUAUCACAUUCUUUGCUAAUUCUCUGUUUAUGAAUAUGCCUAAUGCUCCAAGAAUACGAGAUAUGAUCUCGUUCAGUGUUUUAACUCCUUAUUACAAAGAAGAUGUUCUAUAUUCAGAGGAGGAGCUUAACAAGGAGAAUGAAGAUGGGAUCUCAAUACUGUUCUACCUACAAAAGAUUUACCCUGACGAGUGGACCAACUUUUUGGAUCGAGUAAAGGAUCCUAAGCUUCCUGAGAAAGAUAAGUCUGAGUUUCUUCGAGAGUGGGUAUCUUACAGAGGUCAGACGCUAGCCAGGACAGUUAGGGGUAUGAUGUACUAUAGGCAGGCUCUGGAGCUUCAAUGCUACCAAGAAGUUGCAGGGGAAAACGCCAAGUUCAGUGUCUAUCAAGCCAUGGCAUCAAAUGAUGAUGAUCAGAAGGCUUUCCUGGAACGUGCUAAAGCUCUUGCGGAUCUGAAGUUCACUUACGUUGUCUCUUGUCAGGUUUACGGAAAUCAGAAAAAGUCCGGUGAUAUCCACAACCGGAGCUGCUACACGAAUAUUUUGCAGCUCAUGCUCAAAUAUCCAUCAUUACGGGUUGCUUAUGUAGAUGAGAGGGAGGAGACAGCAGAUGCAAAAUCUCCUAAGGUCUUUUACUCUGUACUUCUCAAAGGAGGCAACAAGUUUGAUGAGGAAAUCUACCGCAUCAAGCUUCCUGGUCCUCCAGCUGAGAUUGGUGAAGGAAAGCCUGAAAAUCAAAACCAUGCUAUCAUCUUUACACGUGGUGAAGCGUUGCAAACUAUAGAUAUGAAUCAAGACAACUACUUUGAAGAAGCUUUCAAAUUGAGAAAUGUGUUGGAGGAAUUUAACAAGGAGCGUGUUGGCAGACGCAAACCAACCAUUUUGGGUCUCCGAGAACAUAUAUUUACCGGAAGUGUAUCGUCAUUAGCUUGGUUCAUGUCCAAUCAAGAGAGUAGUUUUGUGACAAUUGGCCAAAGAAUAUUGGCAAAUCCUCUGAGGGUCCGUUUCCAUUACGGCCAUCCUGACAUAUUUGACAGAAUCUUUCACAUAACAAGAGGUGGUGUGAGCAAGGCUUCCAAAGUAAUAAAUUUGAGUGAGGACAUUUUCGGAGGGUUCAAUUCAACUCUGCGUGGGGGUUACGUUACCCAUCAUGAGUAUAUCCAAGUUGGAAAGGGGCGAGAUGUGGGGUUGAACCCUAUCUCCAUUUUUGAAGCAAAAGUAGCAAAUGGAAAUGGGGAGCAAACGCUAAGCCGGGAUGCUUACCGUUUGGGCCAUCGGUUUGACUUUUACCGGAUGCUCUCAUUCUAUUUUACCACCAUCGGAUUCUAUUUCAGUAGCAUGGUAUGCUCUUACAGUUCAUAUCCUAGUUUUUCAAUCUUAAUCUCAAUCCUGCUUUAACUGCUUUGACAUGUACGUUUGUUUCAGCUCACAGUGAUUACGGUUUAUGCAUUCUUGUAUGGACGUAUGUACAUGGUUAUGAGUGGAGCUGAGAAAGAGAUCCUACGGCAAGCAAGCCCGAAUCAGCUCGAGGCUCUUGAGCAGGCUCUGGCUACACAGUCAAUAUUUCAGCUGGGUUUCUUGAUGGUGCUGCCUAUGGUAAUGGAGAUUGGCUUGGAAAAAGGGUUUCGCUCUGCUAUCGUCGAUUUCUUCAUAAUGCAGCUGCAGCUAGCUUCCGUGUUCUUUACGUUCCAGCUUGGGACAAAGUCGCAUUAUUACGGGAGGACAAUUUUACACGGCGGUUCCAAGUAUAGACCAACGGGACGUGGGUUUGUUGUCUUUCAUGCAAAGUUUGCUGAGAACUACAGGUUAUACUCGAGAAGUCACUUUGUGAAGGGGCUUGAGCUGCUUGUGUUGCUGGUGGUUUAUCAAGUCUACGGGCAUUCGUACCGGAGUUCAAACCUUUAUCUGUAUAUCACGGUCUCGAUGUGGUUUAUGGUUGGGUCUUGGUUGUUCGCACCGUUCAUUUUCAAUCCUUCAGGGUUUGAGUGGCAAAAGACGGUUGAUGACUGGACUGAUUGGAAAAGAUGGCUUAAUGAUCGAGGAGGUAUAGGUAUCCCAGUUGAUAAAAGCUGGGAAUCUUGGUGGAACGUGGAGCAAGAACAUCUCAAACAUACGAAUAUAAGAGGGAUGAUUCUGGAGAUCACACUCGCUCUUCGCUUUUUCAUUUAUCAGUACGGCAUUGUUUACCAGCUCAACAUCUCUCAGCAGAGCAAGAGCUUUUUGGUUUAUGGACUCUCUUGGGUGGUUUUGCUCACAUCAUUGCUUGUUCUAAAGAUGGUAUCUAUGGGCAGAAGAAGAUUUGGAACUGAUUUUCAGCUAAUGUUCAGGAUUCUUAAGGCACUUCUCUUCCUCGGGUUCUUGUCGGUCAUGACUGUGUUAUUUGUUGUGUGCCAACUCACACUCACUGAUCUCUCUGCUUCAAUUCUUGCUUUUCUUCCUACCGGGUGGGCGAUUCUUCUGAUUGGGCAAGUUCUGAGGUCUCCGAUCAAAGCUUUAGGGAUAUGGGACUCGGUGAAGGAGCUGGGAAGAGCGUAUGAGAAGAUAAUGGGACUUGUAAUCUUUGCACCGAUCGCUGUUCUGUCUUGGUUCCCCAUUGUUUCCGAGUUCCAAGCUCGUCUUCUUUUCAAUCAAGCUUUUAGCAGAGGUCUUCAGAUCUCUAUGAUCCUCGCUGGUCGGAAAGACAAAGCAGCUUCUUCGUACAAGUAAAACCCUAAAACAUGCUCUGUUUUCUGGUUUCUUGGGUUCUAAGGAACACAUCUUUCUUCUACAGAACGGUGUCGUUUACGGUAGUUCAAUACUUACUUACUAGUUGUCUAUAAAAAGGUGUAUAUUAUAGCUGUUUUGUUUCGUUGGACUUGGACACCUCACUCUCAUCAUCACUCAUGUGUUGUAGUUAUCACAAUGAUUUUGACAUCUGGUCUUUAAUAAUAGGAAUAUUGAUUUCUUUUA